GCCGGGGAGGGGCCGAGGACCCUCACAGAGGCAGGGGAGGCACCUCUUCUCUUCAUACCGGAUCAACGCUCCCUUCAAGUAGAACAGCCUUGGAGCUCAUCGCACCUGCUGGGUCUGGGGUGUGCCUGCGUCUAGCUGGCUGCCUCUUGGGCCACAGACGAUCCGGCAAUGAUGAAGAAAUGGGAGAGCUUAGACUCAGGGGAGUCUCAACAGGAUUCCAGCCCACACCCCCAGGAUGGGGACCCUACCUUAAGACCAGCUCCAGCCAAGCCCCACGCCUUCCCCGCUGUCGAGAGCCACAGCCAGCGCUUUGGAAAGGGUGACUCAGAGGACGCGUCCCUUGUGGACUGCUCUUACGAGGAAGGCCAGCUGGCAUCCUGCCCAGCCAUCACGGUCAGCCCUGUUGUCAUCAUCCAGAAGCCCGGGGAUGGCCCCACCUAUGCCAGGCAGCCGUCCCAGGACUCUGUUGAUUCCGAGAACUUCAAGCUCUAUGAUCGGAAGAAGAUAUUUGAAGCAGUUGCUCAGAAUAACUGUGAGGCGCUGGAGAGCCUUCUGCUCUUUCUGCAGAAGAGCAAGAAGCAUCUGGUGGACAGCGAGUUCAAAGACCCCGAGACAGGGAAGACCUGUCUGCUGAAAGCCAUGCUCAACCUGCACAACGGGCAGAAUGAAACCAUCCCCCUGCUCCUGGAGAUCGCUCGGCAGACAGACAGCCUGAAGGAGCUGGUCAACGCCAGCUACACGGACAGCUACUACAAGGGCCAGACGGCACUGCACAUUGCCAUUGAGAGGCGGAACAUGGCACUGGUGACACUCCUGGUGGAAAACGGGGCCGACGUCCAGGCUGCGGCCAAUGGGGACUUCUUUAAGAAGACCAAAGGGCGGCCUGGCUUCUAUUUUGGCGAGCUGCCCCUCUCCCUGGCUGCGUGCACCAACCAGCUGGGCAUUGUGAAGUUCCUGCUGCAGAACUCCUGGCACCCAGCUGACAUCAGUGCCAGGGACUCCGUGGGCAACACUGUGCUUCACGCGCUGGUAGAGGUGGCUGACAACACGGCCGACAACACCAAGUUUGUGACAAGCAUGUACAACGAGAUUCUGAUUCUGGGGGCCAGACUUCACCCCACUCUGAAGCUGGAGGAGCUCACCAACAAGAAGGGGCUCACGCCGCUGGCUCUGGCCGCCAAGAGUGGGAAGAUUGGGGUCUUGGCUUAUAUUCUCCAGAGGGAGAUCCAGGAGCCUGAGUGCAGGCACCUAUCCAGGAAGUUCACCGAGUGGGCCUACGGGCCCGUGCACUCCUCGCUCUACGACUUGUCCUGCAUCGACACCUGCGAGAAGAACUCGGUGCUGGAGGUGAUCGCCUACAGCAGCAGCGAGACCCCUAAUCGCCAUGACAUGCUCUUGGUGGAGCCGCUGAACCGCCUCCUGCAGGACAAGUGGGACAGAUUCGUCAAGCGCAUCUUCUACUUCAACUUCUUGGUCUACUGCUUGUAUAUGAUCAUCUUCACCACGGCCGCCUACUACAGGCCCACGGAAGGCCUGCCUCCCUUUAAGCUGAAGCACACCGUGGGGGACUAUUUCCGAGUCAUUGGAGAGAUACUUUCUGUUGUAGGGGGAAUCUACUUAUUUUUCCGAGGGAUUCAGUACUUCCUGCAGAGACGGCCUUCACUGAAGACCUUGUUUGUGGACAGCUACAGUGAGAUGCUUUUCUUCGUGCAGUCGCUGUUCAUGCUGGGAACUGUGGUGCUGUACUUCUGCCACCGCAAGGAGUACGUGGCCUCCAUGGUGUUCUCCCUGGCCAUGGGCUGGGCCAACAUGCUCUAUUACACCCGCGGCUUCCAGCAGAUGGGCAUCUAUGCUGUCAUGAUCGAGAAGAUGAUCCUGAGAGACCUGUGUCGCUUCAUGUUUGUCUACCUUGUUUUCUUGUUCGGCUUUUCCACAGCUGUGGUGACACUGAUCGAGGAUGGAAAGAAUGACUCUGUGUCGACGGAGGUGUUACACAAGUGUCGAGGGCUUGUCUGCCGGUCGCCAGACAGCUCCUACAACAGCCUGUACUCCACGUGCCUGGAGCUGUUCAAGUUCACCAUCGGCAUGGGUGACCUGGAGUUCACGGAGAACUAUGACUUCAAGGCUGUCUUCAUCAUCCUGUUACUGGCCUAUGUGAUUCUCACUUACAUCCUCCUGCUGAACAUGCUCAUCGCCCUCAUGGGCGAGACUGUCAACAAGAUUUCGCAGGAGAGCAAGAACAUCUGGAAACUGCAGAGAGCCAUCACCAUCCUGGACACGGAGAAGAGCUUCCUUAAGUGUAUGAGGAAGGUCUUUCGCUCAGGCAAGCUGCUACAGGUGGGGUACACACCUGAUGGCAAGGAUGACUACAGGUGGUGUUUCAGGGUGGACGAGGUGAACUGGACCACCUGGAACACCAACGUGGGCAUCAUCAAUGAAGACCCGGGCAACUGUGAGGGCAUCAAGCGUACCCUGAGCUUCUCCCUGCGGUCCAGCAGAGUUGCAGGGAGAAACUGGAAAAACUUUGCCCUGGUUCCCCUCUUAAGAGAUGCAAGUGCUCGAGAAAGGCACCUUGCCCAGCCCGAGGAAGUUCAUCUGAAACACAUCGCAAAGUCGCUCAAGCCAGAAGAUGCUGAGAUCGUCAAGGAUCCUUAGGCUGUAGGGGAGAAGCCAGGGACCACACAGGAUGCUCGCAACCCUGUGGGCUUUCAAAUACCCCGUUGUUGCUGGUGGCGGGGGCCACGUAGGGGCCACUGGCGGUGCCUCGGCAGCCUGGCCCCGCCAGUGCCUGCCUCCCAGGCCCUUUCCUAGACCCCUCGGGACAAGCUGUGGGAAGCAUUGCCCGAUGCAUGAGAAGAGAUAGUCACGCAACCCUCACUGUCCCCAAAUGAAUCUCCUGACACAAAAGGAUCUGCUUUUCCAGUUUUGACUGGCUUAAUCACACAUUGCGAAUAAGAAAUCUCCAUGUCCUCAAUGCAAUGCCCUGAUUCCUUCGAUUUUAUAUUCCUGGGCCUGAAAUGUAGCGAAUCCCAGGAAGAUACCUCUUAGAACAAAACCCUUCCUUCGAGAUAAAAUGCCGAAGCCCUUCUCUAUAUUGUGCUUAAUAUCUCCUCUGUCCAGAGGGGCCUGGGGUGAUGACAGUUACGCCUCAGAGAAAGAGGGUGAGGCUGGCCCCAUUCCCGGCUCUUCCAGAAUUCGGUGUUUCCGGAGUGACUCCCUCCUUCUGUGUGAUCCACCACGAUUCCGAAAAUAUUAGCUCUAUUGCUGUGCAAAUAAAAGUACCGAACCAUGUCCCAAAGCCACGUGACAAGAAUUUUUAAAUGAUCUCCCAUCUAUAGUGGCCAUGGUCCUGCUUGCCCGUGGUGGAA
This is a messenger RNA of Phacochoerus africanus (Common warthog), 3368 nucleotides long. It is a transcript of the gene TRPV1, whose product is annotated as transient receptor potential cation channel subfamily V member 1. The transcript is spliced from 16 exons. Bases 169 to 2655 code for a protein of 828 amino acids. NCBI's taxonomy places the organism in Eukaryota, Metazoa, Chordata, Mammalia, Artiodactyla, Suidae. Gene Ontology annotation, cellular component: membrane. Gene Ontology annotation, biological process: calcium ion import across plasma membrane. Gene Ontology annotation, molecular function: protein binding; calcium channel activity. The record is from RefSeq and is a predicted model, not a curated record.